Molecule: messenger RNA, 2212 nt
Organism: Corticium candelabrum
Lineage: Eukaryota; Metazoa; Porifera; Homoscleromorpha; Homosclerophorida; Plakinidae
Product: cas scaffolding protein family member 4-like
Exons: 2
Coding region: 261-2045 (594 amino acids)
Biological process (GO): cell migration; cell surface receptor protein tyrosine kinase signaling pathway
Cellular component (GO): plasma membrane; cytoplasm
Molecular function (GO): protein binding
Source: RefSeq, a predicted model, not a curated record
UGACGGUUGUGGGUAGACCUCACGCCGCAUUUCGAUCGCAGUACGUCCGGAGCAUUUAUAGCUGCAACCUCACAGUCCCUUCGUUCAGUCAUAUGACGUGCGGGUUCUAAGAAUCUGUUCUGGUAAGACUUCAGUUCUUGGAGUGAAAGAGAGCAGUCGAUCUAGACCAGUUCUCUAGACAAGCGGCAAUUUAUACAAGGAAAGAAGACGUUAGAUACUGUCCAAGUGUUGUGAAAGAGUUUGUAUCGAGGAAGAAAGUGAUGGCAUUUGAGCUCGCUCAAGCGUUGUUUGACAAUGUGGGAGAUGACAUCGCUGGUGAUGAACUGAGUUUCCGUCGUGGCGACAUUGUCACGGUUCUGGAGAAGGAUUAUCAAGGGUUAGAGGGAUGGUGGCUCUGCAGCUUGCGCGGCCGCACCGCGAUGGCACCAGGAAAUUACUUUGCUGUAUUACCGCAAGAACAGCAACAACAGUUGAUUUCUGCAGCUCGAGUACAGCAGCAAAAACAGGCUCAAGCCACUUGGUCUCCAACAGAGAUUUAUGACACUCCGGCUAAGAAUAAUCCUCGAACAAAUGGCCAGAUCUCUGCUACUUUGCCACACAGCUUUAAACCAACUGGAGGUGGUUUUCAGACAAGUUCACCAGAACGUCGACUCUCUCCUACCUACAGCAGUAUCGAUCAACCCGAAGUGUAUGAUGUACCACCCAGCCAAAGACAUUCGUUGCCGGCAAUCCUGGACACUGAUGAAGAUGUCGAUCCUCCUUAUGAUGAGCCCGAGUUUAGUGGUGAUGAGGAGUAUGAGCCAAAAGAGUUGAUGGUCACAGCUGCAGCUGCAUUGAAAACCCUUGUGCAAAUUCAACAUCGAAUCGAACCGAGUGUUAAGAAACUCAAUGGUUUUGUGAUGAAACAUUGGUUGAAGGCAGAGACAUUAAAAGAGAAAGUUGCCAGUAUUCUACCAAUCAGUGAGGAGCUUGUUGAUGCACUGGGAGAGCUUACUCACUUUUGUGCUGAUCUGGCAGUAAAUGCUGAGAAGGCAACUGACCCUAAUCUACAUCGUAAACUGGAAAAUCUUGGACGACCUCUAGAUGAGGCAAAAGUGAAUGUGAGACAAGUGGUAAAGGGUCUCAACAGCAGUCGAGCAAAGAUUCCUGACUUACAAGAGCAUCUUCAGAGCUUGGUCUCUGCCUGCAUGAGUCUCCCACAACAUUUAAGAGACUUCAUUGGUUGUGUGAGGGGUAAUAGUACUUUACUCUUUCAACAACAGUCGGAUGGCACCGAGACACCCGACUAUGGUCUUACUCCAAGAUCAUCUUUUCGUGGAUCUGCAGAAAUUCUUAACACGUCUGGGACAGGUGCCCUUUCAUUUCUACAAUCCGGUCUCGACUCAUCGACAUCUCCUAGUGUUAGCAUGGAAAGCAUCUCAGACCUUUCUCUAUCAUCGAAAAGAAACUCGACUACUAUUGACAUGCAGACGUCUCCUGGACACAGUCCUCCACCCGGGAAGAGAUCAUUCAUGCGGAAGAGUCCAGGCUCAGCUAUUGAUGAAGUGGAUGUCAGUGAUGAAGAGCCACCUCCUCUGCCUCCUGCAAGACAGACACCAGUCAAGAAGAAGGCACUGGUCACUGUCGACAUCAAAGAAGGGCAAUUAAAUCAGUCUGAGAAGGCUCUUUUAAGUUACUAUUCUGUUCAUAUGCAGACCAUGUUUCCUGAGUUGAAGCUAGCUGUUGAGUCUCUCUGUGGAUGCGCCAAAGAGGAGCCAAGGAAGUUUGUACCAAGAGCCAAACUUAUUAUCAUUUCAUCCUACAAGUUUGUCUAUGUGGCUGAUGCAUUGUUUCAGAAGAUAGUACAUGUUGCUCUACGAAAUCAUGUAGUCAAUUGCAGUAACAAACUAUCAGAUGUCAUCAAACAAGUCGUUGAAGACACCAAGAAGGCUGCAACUAACCAUCCCUCAGAAGAUGCAGUCAAGAGAAUGUUAGAUAGCGUGCAACUCGUCCCUGAUGCAGCAAGAGCACUCGUUGAUUCGGUGAAGGAAGGAUCAGAAUUUUAGCAGGACUGACUUUAUUCACGGUUGUGUUGAAAUGUUUUUAAUUUUGAUUGCUUGUAGAUUCUUACUAGUAAUUGCUCUGGCAUACUUACUGACAGUUCCAGGUGAUGUUUAAUUGUAAUUAAUAAUAGUUAAGUUCUGUUUGACCAAUAUAUAUCAUGGUGGGCAAA